This is a messenger RNA of Neopsephotus bourkii (Bourke's parrot), 3125 nucleotides long. It is a transcript of the gene FEZF2, whose product is annotated as FEZ family zinc finger 2. The record is from RefSeq and is a predicted model, not a curated record. Lineage: Eukaryota; Metazoa; Chordata; Aves; Psittaciformes; Psittacidae. The coding region runs from base 1064 to 2371 and encodes 435 amino acids. Gene Ontology annotation, cellular component: nucleus. The transcript has 6 exons.
UGCUUUGCUUUACCUCUGGCCAGGCUCAAUCUAAACCCUUCGCUCCCGCUCCCCCGCCCCCUCCCCCGGCUAAUCCUCCCCUUUAUUUUAGAAACACACAAAACCAGGUUCCACGCAGCGCUAUAGUGGCUACAAGUGAAAGAGAACUGAGCGCCCUGAAUCGCUGGGGGGAAAUUGGUCUGGCUGAAUAGCCCCGGCGAGGGACGGGCGGCUAAUGGGGGCCAAGGGGGGUGCUGCCGCCGCGGCCGGGCCCCCCAAACCAGGUGGACACGGGGCUUUCUCAAUGCCCGCGUCCUCGCAUCUGAGGGUUCUGCAAAUCCUCCCCUCCCGCAUCAAGUCGUUUUAAUUAGAGAGAGGAAGGGAAGGACCCCCAGCAUCCAGGCGCUCUCGGUUGCAACGGAGCUGAUUGCAGAUGGGUUGCCAAAAUAACUCGAGCAUGGUUGCGUGGUAGUUGCUUUAGGAAGGGAAAAAAAAUUCAUUCUCCCCCUUCUUAAAGAAAAAAAAAUAAAAAAAAAGAAAGAAAAAGAAGAAGAAGGAAAAAAAAAUCCUCACGCUCACUCGGAGUGGCUCUUCUAACCCCAGCAAGAACUGGAGCACUCUUUUCCACCCAACUUGUGAAUCGCACUUGCCUUCUAAUUUGCCACAUGCAAAACGAUUCCUCUGCUUUGCAAGUUGCUUUUUAAGAAGGGAGAGAGAGAGGAAAAAACGCAGCUCGCACACGAGCGAUUUGUGCGUCUUAAACUGGAAGGAAAUUGUGCGUGGAGAGAAAGGAGGGGGGGAGCUCCUCUUCCUCUCUCUGCCCCAGCCCACCGCGCUCCAGCCCGGCGCCUCGGCUCGGGGAAGAUCCAUGGUGGCAUCCCCAUGUCAUUCUGCUCCAAGUGACUUCAUGUGAUGUCAGCUUUAAAUGUACGAGACCGUGAUCUGACGCUCAGGAAGAUGUUUGCUAUCAAAAUGUGACGGUGGCCACACUGCGCUGCUUGGAUGAGGCUCGCCGGCGCUGGGCAAAGAGCCGAGAGCGGGAGCGACUCGCUGCUCACACCAAGUUCCCGCACGGCGGAGCGACAUGGCGAGCCCGGGGUCGCUGGAGACGGUCAUGCCUUCCUCCUGCCCCCGGCACGACGGCAGGGCCGCCGCCGCUAACCCCUCCAAGACCCUGGCCUUCUCCAUCGAGCGGAUCAUGGCCAAGACGUCGGAACCCAAGCCAGCCUUCGAGCAGAGGCACGGAGGGCCGGAGUCGGAGCCGGUCAAGAAGCCGCUGAGCCUGUGCUCACCCCUGCCCUGCGUGAUCCCCAUCCCGCCGCUGAGCUACGAGGUGCCCUCCAAGACUCUCAGCUACUCGGAGCUGUGGAAGAGCAGCCUGCGGGGCGGCGCCGGGCUCUGCAAAGCCAACUGCGGCGUGUGCUGCAAGGCAGAACUCGCCCUGGGCCAGCCCAGCGGCCGGCUCAUCAAGCCGCAGGUCAUCCACCAAGCGGGGGCCGUGCCGGCCGCCCCCCGCUCCCUUUACUACUUCAAUUACCUGGACGCCGCGUACCACCCGGCCGACAUCCUGCACGGACAGCUCUUCCCCGCCGGCCUGCUGGGCGCCCCGCCGCCGGGGGGCCUCUCGGCCCACCAGAAGCUUUUUCUGCUGGAAAACGCCAAGCUAGCGGGGCUGGCGGCCGAGAAGCUGCCCCCACCGCCGCCCUUCGCCCAUAAGGAGCGGCUGCCGGGACACCUCGACCAGGUGAUGAAGGAUGCGGCGGCGGCGGAGCGCGGCGGCCCCCCCAAGGGCCACGCCAAACUGGGGGGCGGCGGCGGCGCGGCGGAGGGAAAGCCCAAAAACUUUACCUGCGAGGUCUGCGGCAAGGUAUUCAACGCGCACUACAACCUCACCCGCCACAUGCCGGUGCACACGGGGGCCAGGCCGUUCGUGUGCAAGGUCUGCGGGAAGGGCUUCCGCCAGGCCAGCACCCUGUGCCGGCACAAAAUCAUCCACACGCAGGAGAAACCCCACAAAUGCAACCAGUGCGGGAAGGCGUUCAACAGGAGCUCCACGCUCAACACACACAUCCGCAUCCACGCCGGCUAUAAGCCUUUCGUCUGCGAGUUCUGCGGCAAGGGCUUCCACCAGAAAGGCAACUACAAGAACCACAAGCUGACCCACAGCGGGGAGAAGCAGUACAAGUGCACCAUUUGCAACAAAGCCUUCCACCAGAUCUAUAACUUGACUUUCCACAUGCACACCCACAAUGACAAGAAGCCCUUUACGUGCGUCACUUGCGGGAAAGGAUUUUGCAGAAACUUUGAUUUAAAAAAGCACGUCCGAAAGUUGCACGACAGCGUCUCCAGUGCUCCUCCGCCGCGGGACCCCGGGCGCAGCGGGCAGAGCUAAGGGCCCCGCACGCCGCCUCACUCGGACCUGCUCCACCAGGCCAGCACUAUUUAUCCAAACCAGCCUUUGCUUCUCUUCUUUUCCCCAGCGAGCUCAGCCGCCGGUAGCAAGCGAUCCCGAGCCGCAGUUGUAUAUAAGAGGAAUCUUAUUUAACGGCGCGUUGCGCCGCUGGAGCAGGCCAGGAGGGGCCGGGCUGGCCGCCCCCCGCCAGGACAGCGCUCUUUAUCCGUGUCUGUAAAUCUCCAUUUUAAAUGUACGCUCGAAUAAGUGAGGAAUAUAUCUAUAUCUAUAUCUAUCUAUCAUGGGACAAUAAACCGACCCUUCGCAGGUGUCUCAUUUCCCACCUCGGCCCCGGUCCGAACUGGGGACCGGGCUUAACGGCGCUGUCCGCCGGCUAUACGCGGCUUGCGGGAGCUCCGGGAGCCGGGACGACGGCGGGGAGAGCCAAGCCCUGCCGCCCCGGGGCCCACCGAGCGCUGUGGAGGAAACCGAGCGAGGGCGGGAGGGCAGCGGGCGGCUUCCUGGUGCUGCCGCCCCCCGGGGAACGGGGCAGCGCCGCUGCGGGACCCCCGGCGGGCUGCGCGAAGGGUGGUUCGGAGUUUCCCAGCGCCGCUUCCCGGGGUCGGUUCAUUACGGCGUGUUAAAUCCGCUGCUGAAUGACUCUCUUCCCCUGCAUGCAGAUAAAAUGAUCUCACGCUUGCUUUCCGAGUAAUGACCCAAAUUAAGAGAGAAAACACAGACCCUUCAAACCGCA